Microplitis mediator is the source of this 3588-nucleotide messenger RNA. It is a transcript of the gene Pgant9, whose product is annotated as putative polypeptide N-acetylgalactosaminyltransferase 9. The transcript has 13 exons. Gene Ontology annotation, cellular component: Golgi apparatus. Lineage: Eukaryota; Metazoa; Arthropoda; Insecta; Hymenoptera; Braconidae. The coding region runs from base 1237 to 3033 and encodes 598 amino acids. The record is from RefSeq and is a predicted model, not a curated record.
CCCAGCCGAUUUGAGAGGGGAUCUGCAGCAGGGUUGGUCGACUCCGCGUGUCGUUGACAGCAGCGGUGGUCAAGCCAAUACGCGGUAGACUGGCUCCCUGUAGCCGUCGAGAUAGUACAGACAACGGUGCCGAGUGAGCGACAGUUAUACCCGGUCUCUCGCGUCAGACUGUUGUUUCUCGCGUUGCUGUUUGCGUAAUAAAUAACAAAGUUUAUAAAAUAAAUAAUUAAACCUCAUUAAUAUUGCGUCCGUUAUUUUUUAAAUUUAUUAUCAAGUAACAGUGAGUGAUUUUUUUUUAGUUCUGUUUUUCUUUUCUUUUUUUUUCGAGCUGUCAUCUUUUUUUACAAGGUAAGCGGAAGUUGAUUAAAUAUAUGGAAAUGUGCCCGUAAUCGUAUUUCCCAAAGACAAAAAUAAUAGUGUCGAAGCCAGAGGAAAAGUUGUAAUUUGACCUGGACAAUAAAAAGGCUGGUUUUUCGCGGCUUAAAGAUUCUGAGUCUGAAUAAUUGUUAUAUUCUAAGACAUCAGCUUGAAAAUAAAGUAACAAAAUAAUUUUUGCCUAUAAAAAGAAAUAAUAAGUGAGAAAAAAAAGAGAUUAUCUUUAUAUACUCGAUAAAUUUGAAUAAAAAACUUUUUCAUAUCAAUAUCGACACAUCGCAUUAAACAGCACUUCUCUAGAAAGAAAUUUUUUUUCGGAUUUUUUUUUAUUACCGUCGAAGACAUAAAUCUUCAAAAGCUAUAUAAUAAGGUGCCAUAAAGUUUUUUCGAAUUGAAAAGUUGAUAAAAAAAGAAAGAGAGAUUCUGAAAUAGAAUCAAUUACAUUUGUGAUAUUUUGACAUAUCCUGCUGAAGAAGAGAAAAUGUAUAAAUUAAAUUUAUUUAUAGACAUUAAAUUAUAAAUUUAAAACGGUUUGAAAAAAUUUUAAUAAAUUGAAGGUAUAAAUUUAAAUAUAUAUAUAAAAAUUAUCGAAAGAGUUUUUUUUAUUGAAUUGUAAGACGUUUUGAGUGACGAAUAAGAAUACAUAUAACUGGGACAAAAUGUUGCUGAGAUAACGCCGAGCGUCCGGCUUUGGAAUUAGUACAAAAGUGCCGACGCCGGCGAAUUCACGAGUAAAAAAUAUAUAGGUAUAUCUAUAUAUAUUUGUAGAAUGUAAACUAAAUAAAUACAAAAAGUAGAGUACUGAAAAAAAUAAUAUUAAUAAAAUUAAAUUAAAAAAAAACAAAAACAAUAGUAAUAAUAAUGGCGGCUUUUCCACGUCGACGAUCAUUAUGGCUAAAAGCAGCUGUACUGGUGACAACUGUUUGGCUGACAAUUUGUUUUCUACUUUACACUGAAGACAGAACUGCGCCGGAUGUCCAGGUUUUAGCGCCAUCGGGAGUUGCCGCACCGCAAAUCGCUAAUGAUUUAGUUCCAGUUGUUAAACAAGAGACUGUUGCACCACUUAAUAAACUCGAAAUAAAUCAAGCAUCUGGUCCUGAACAAGGUGCUGGAGUUCUAGCAGCGCCCAAAGAACAAGAUCCAGGUGAAAUGGGUCGACCAGUUGUUCUUCCAACGAACCUAACUGCCGAGGUAAAGAAACUCGUGGAUGAUGGAUGGAUGAAUAAUGCAUUUAAUCAGUACGUGAGCGACUUGAUAUCAGUGCAUCGAUCUCUACCCGAUCCACGAGACGAAUGGUGUAAACAACCCGGUAGAUACCGCGAAGAUUUACCACCUACCGCAGUUAUUAUUUGUUUUCACAACGAAGCUUGGUCUGUGCUACUCAGAACAGUGCACUCUGUGCUAGAUAGAUCGCCAGAGCAUCUCAUCCAAGAGAUUAUUCUUGUCGACGAUUAUUCCGAUAUGCCUCAUUUGAAAAGACAAUUAUUGGAUUACAUGAUGAAUUAUCCAAAAGUUAAAAUAAUACGAGCGUCAAAACGUGAAGGAUUAAUUCGUGCCCGUCUGCUGGGAGCUGCUGCUGCCACAGCACCUGUUCUCACUUACUUAGACAGCCAUUGCGAGUGUACUGAGGGCUGGUUGGAACCCUUAUUGGAUCGUAUUGCACGUGAUCCAACAACCGUCGUAUGUCCAGUUAUUGAUGUCAUCGACGACACGACGCUGGAGUAUCAUUGGCGUGAUUCCGGCGGCGUUAAUGUUGGCGGGUUCGAUUGGAACCUCCAGUUUAACUGGCAUGCAGUACCAGAUCGUGAGAAAAAACGUCAUAAAAAUUCAGCAGAACCUGUUUGGUCGCCGACUAUGGCCGGUGGUUUAUUUGCAAUCGAUCGCGCUUUCUUCGAACGUCUUGGAACUUACGAUAGCGGCUUUGACAUUUGGGGUGGUGAAAAUUUAGAACUGUCUUUUAAAACUUGGAUGUGUGGAGGUACUUUAGAAAUAGUGCCAUGCUCGCAUGUCGGUCACAUCUUCAGGAAACGUUCGCCAUACAAAUGGAGAAGUGGAGUAAACGUGCUCAAGAGAAAUAGUAUUAGAUUGAGUGAGGUGUGGUUAGAUGAAUAUGCACAAUAUUAUUAUCAACGUAUAGGUCAUGAUAAGGGUAAUUACGGAGACGUGUCGGAGCGUAAAGAUUUAAGGAAGAAACUUGGAUGUAAGUCAUUCAAAUGGUACCUUGACAACGUAUACCCGGAGCUGUUUAUUCCAGGAGAAGCUGUUGCUUCCGGCGAGAUUCGUAAUCUCGGCGAGGGUGGAAGCACUUGUUUGGAUUCACCAGCUCGUAAGUCCGAUUUACACAAACCGGUGGGUUUGUAUCCUUGCCAUCGACAAGGCGGCAAUCAGUACUGGAUGCUGAGUAAAACUGGAGAAAUACGUCGUGAUGAAUCAUGUUUAGACUACAGCGGCACUGAUGUCAUUUUGUAUCCUUGCCAUGGUAGUAAAGGAAACCAACAAUGGAUUUACAAUCCUCAGACAAAACAAAUAAGACAUGGAAGCAGUGAUAAAUGUAUGGCAAUAACAGAAAGUAAACAACGAUUAUUAAUGGAAGAAUGUUCACCAAGUGCACCUCGACAAAAAUGGUCACUAGAAAAUUAUAAUUCAUCAAAACUGUGAUACCGAUUGUCUCGUCGUAAAUCAUCAUUAUCAUCAUCAUCGUCACUAAUAUCAAAUCAUAAAACCGACAUUAUUAAAUCGAGGAUAUAUCAACGUUAUGCUGCCGUUAAAUAUCUGACGCAUUAAAUUUUUUGUUGUUGUUGAGAUUUAUUAUUUUUAAUGCGUUAAAAUAAUACGCACACAUGAAAGUUUUGUAAAUAUUCCAAUUUAUAAUUAUAAAGAUUAUUAACUAUAAGACAUUAAUUUAAUUGAUUAAGUAGAUAAUAAUUGAUAAUUUGAAAGGUAAAUUAAAAAAAAAAAUAUAAUUACAGACAAAUGAACUGUCGACUGCGUGGAAUAUUUUUUUAAAAUUGAAGAAUAAAUGUAUUACUGCGCAUUAUUUUCUCCUUGCGUACUAGUUACAAUUAUUUAUUUAUAAUAAUUAUAAUUAUUAAUAAACAAUUGAUGAAACUUUGCGCUAAAUUUAAAUUUAAUGGCAUUCGACGUUUCGUUUAUCUUUUAUUACCUUUCUUAUUAUCAAAUAAUUCAAUGAAUAUAUAAUAAAUAUUAAUAAAA